AGUGGGCACAGCAGCUGUGUGCACUGCACGGAGAGGUUAUGGUCAGACUCAGUCAGUUUUCGUGUGAAUGAGCGGUUGUGAGAAGGAAGGAUGACUAAAGAGUAACGGAGGAAGAAAAGAGGGCCGAGCGUUUUACACUGAGCUCCAGGAAGUCCCAAACCGCUACGUUUGCAGAAACGCAGAGGAAUAGUGGAUGGACUGAAAGAAAAAAAAUCUACCCGGUUAACCUUUGAACCGUCUUCCUUUGUCCUCGCAAGAAGUCACAAGACUAACUCCCGUAUAAUUUCACGAAUGACAGCCCUAACGAAACCACACGUUCAGAACAAAGCCAGAAGGAAGACACACACACCAUGUCCUCUGUCCAUUUCAAUCCAGGGUCAGAUUCAGGUGUGAAUGGAAACAUAGCAAAGAUGGAGGAUGCUUCAGUGGAGAUAGAUGAUGGAAAGGAUGACAGUGUGGUACCAGACACUAUGUAUCACAAUAUCCGGAAGAAGAUUGAACCUUUUGUUAUGUCUUUUGGAUUUCGUGUAUUUGGAGUGGUACUGAUCCUUGUGGACUUUGUGCUGGUGAUUGUGGACCUGUCCCUGCCAGCCAAGAGCAGAGAUGUUGGAGAUGCCUUAGAGGCUGUGUCCCUCAUCAUUUCCUUUUUCUUUCUCGCUGACGUCCUCCUGCGAGUUUAUGUGCAAGGGUUCAGAGUUUAUUUCAGCUCCAAGCUGAACAUCGUAGACGCCUGUGUUGUGGUAAUCACGCUGGUGGUCACCAUGAUCUACACCUUCACUGACCUGUCAGGAGCCAGUCUCAUCCCCAGGGUGGUGUCGUUUUUCCGUUUCCUGAGAAUAAUAAUCCUGGUGCGGGUUUUCAGACUGGCAGCUCAGAGGAAAGAGCUGGAGAAGGUCACCAGGAGGAUGGUUUCUGAGAACAAGCGGCGUUAUCAGAAGGAUGGUUUCGACCUUGACCUAACCUAUGUCACAGACCGUGUCAUCGCCAUGUCUUUCCCCUCCUCUGGGAAGCAGUCAUUCUACAGGAAUCCAAUCAGGGAGGUGGCCAGGUUCUUAGACACUAAACAUGACGGCCACUAUAAAGUUUACAACCUGUGCAGUGAGAAAGGCUACGACCCCCAGUUCUUCCACUACAAGGUUGAGCGGGUGUUCAUUGAUGACCACAAUGUCCCCUCCUUGGAGGACAUGCUGAAAUACACAGCAAAUGUGAGGGACUGGAUGUCUGCUGAUCCCAAAAACAUCAUCGCUAUUCACUGUAAAGGAGGGAAAGGACGCACAGGUACUAUGGUGUGCACCUGGUUAAUAGACAGUGACCAGUUUGAGAGCGCACAGGACAGUCUGGAGUAUUUUGGUGAGAGGAGGACGGACAAGAGUCGGAGCUCCAAGUUUCAGGGAGUGGAGACUCCCUCUCAGAGCCGGUACGUGGGGUACUAUGAGGUCAUGAAGACCAAGUUCAACAGACAGCUGCCUCCACCUAAAAGCCUCAGGAUCAAGAGCGUCCGCAUCCACUCCAUAGCAGGUGUGGGUAAAGGUGAUGGCAGUGAUCUCAAAGUGAAGAUAAUUGUGAGGAAAGAGCUGGUGUUUCAGUGUGUGUGUGCCAAACAGGAGAACUGCACAGUAUUUCCUGAUGUGGGCAACAACGCAGCAGUCAUCAGCCUACAGAAUGGGCCUGUGGUUGAUGGGGACGUGAAGGUUAUGUUUGAAUCGAGUGCUGGUCUUCCAAAAGGAUAUGAGGAUGUCCCGUUCUACUUCUGGUUCAAUACCUCCUUCAUAGAGGAUAACAAGCUGUUUCUAUCCAGGGAAGAGCUGGACAACCCACACAAACCGAAAACCUGGGACCUGUACAAGGAGGACUUUGGUGUCACUAUGUUCUUCUCAGACCCAUAAUAAAAGCCCUUUAGAACAACGAAGUGGCUUGUUACAGUUGUACCUUGAAUGAUGGAUGGUGAGCAGAAAUUGGUAGUUUGAACACUAACUCAAGAACUGAAUGAGAGUUUGGUGUCUAAAUUGAAGAGAGGCACAAAAUGAUAAGUUCACAUGUAUGAUCUUGAGACCAGUGGGGUUGCUCACCGGGUCAAAUCAUGUAGGCUGCAGCGUUGCUCUGAUGAGUCAUGGCACUUAAAGUGAAAUUUACAAUGGAGAGAUAUGUGAAGAAUUAAAUAAUGUGAUGUCUG
Epinephelus moara (kelp grouper) is the source of this 2173-nucleotide messenger RNA. It is a transcript of the gene tpte, whose product is annotated as transmembrane phosphatase with tensin homology. The transcript is spliced from 19 exons. Bases 351 to 1886 code for a protein of 511 amino acids. Gene Ontology annotation, molecular function: protein tyrosine phosphatase activity; phosphatidylinositol-3,4,5-trisphosphate 3-phosphatase activity; monoatomic ion channel activity. Gene Ontology annotation, biological process: monoatomic ion transport; transmembrane transport; protein dephosphorylation. Gene Ontology annotation, cellular component: membrane; cytosol. NCBI's taxonomy places the organism in Eukaryota, Metazoa, Chordata, Actinopteri, Perciformes, Serranidae. The record is from RefSeq and is a predicted model, not a curated record.